AUGCCGAGUUCACCCGGUUGUUGGUUACUAGGAGACAGAGGGUUUGCAAAUAAGCCGCCGGUUUUAACACCAUUUAAAAUGUCGAAUAGUAGUAAUCCAAGCAAUGUUCUGCCUCCUCGUGAACUACAAAUAAUUAAACAAGCCUUUCGUGUAUUAGAUGCUAAUCAUGAUGGUUUCAUUAGUAAAUCAGAAUUAAAACAAUGUCUAAGACGUUUUGGUAUACAAUUUCGAGAUUCAGACAUUGAUCGCGCUUUACAAAUGAUAGGUUUAAAUCAUGAUGUGAGUUAUAAUGAAUAUAUGAAAUUUGUGGUAGCUGUGUACCGAGGUGAAUAUGAUCAAUUUUUACUUAAUGCUAUUGGAUAUCCAAGUGCAAACAUCGGUGGUAUUCCCCGUAGACGCUAUCGGAGAUAA
Didymodactylos carnosus is the source of this 411-nucleotide messenger RNA. The record is from the annotation of a GenBank genome assembly. Lineage: Eukaryota; Metazoa; Rotifera; Eurotatoria; Philodinida; Philodinidae.